This is a messenger RNA of Penicillium brasilianum, 372 nucleotides long. NCBI's taxonomy places the organism in Eukaryota, Fungi, Ascomycota, Eurotiomycetes, Eurotiales, Aspergillaceae. The record is from the annotation of a GenBank genome assembly.
AUGUACCCCGCAUUGAUCAAGCAUCAAAUUGUGAAGCCAUCGGCAUUUCACAUCACCAGACUCGCACGAGCCUCGGUCUCUGGCAAAACCCAGCCAAGUUCCAAGGGCAACGAAGAAUUCUUCGUUACUACUACCUUCCCAGAUGAUUUUGAAUCCACCUUCAAGUCCGACAUGUUGCAGGAACAGAAUCGAACUAUGAAAAGCCAAAACACGCCGGAGCAUUUCAGUGCUGCCGAUGUCGAGGCACACAAAGUUGAUAUUUACGAGAGUAUCUUCCCCAAGGAUCCAAACGCCAAGGACCCAAAGGCGGCCAUGAAGAAAAAGAAUGAUCUGAAUCUGCCAGAGCAAGAGCCUAGUUUGGAUGAAAUGUGA